UCCGGCCCCACCAGCGCACAGACAAUGACUUCAUGCGGAUUAUGCAUCUGAAGAAAGCACCCGCUCCCAGAUAGCCACAGGGGGAGGUAUCCAUGUGUUUGGCAGGGAAGCAGCCUCUCGCUCGCCUUCCUUCUCCUCCUCUUUCCUCCUCACACCCGGCAGCUGCCUCCUCUCCGCCGAUGGUCGCCUCCGGUCCCCCCGCCCGGCGCUGAGCGAGGCCCCGGCGCAUCCCCGCUCCCACGCUUGCACCAAGGUACCACCGAGGCUAUUUUUAUUCCCCUCCUUCUUUUCCGGUUCGCCCGCUCCCGUCUCCCCAACCCAGCGGCAAGAGGUGGAGGGAGCCUCGUCCCAGCCCCGGUACCCACGACGCAGCGGCAGCCACCGGCGCACAGCAGCAGGAGCCCAGCGCUGGCCGCGGCCGCCGGCUCCGCUCCCAGAGUGGCCACCCCGAGGUGCCAGCGCAGACCAUGAUGGACCUGAAGGUGGACGAGGAGGAGGUGGACAGCGGGCAGCCCGUGAGCAUCCAGGCCUUCGCCAGCAGCUCCACCCUGCACGGGCUCUCGCACAUCUUCUCCUACGAGCGGCUGUCUCUGAAGCGCGUGGUCUGGGCUCUGUGUUUCCUGGGCUCGCUGGCACUGCUCACCCUGGUCUGCACCAACCGCAUCCAGUACUACUUCCUGUACCCCCACGUCACCAAGCUGGACGAGGUGGCUGCCACCAGGCUCACCUUCCCUGCCGUCACCUUCUGCAACCUCAAUGAGUUCCGCUUCAGCCGGGUGACCAAGAACGACCUGUACCACGCCGGCGAGCUGCUCGCCCUGCUCAAUAACAGAUAUGAGAUCCCGGAUACCCAGAGCGCCGACGAGAAGCAGCUGGAAAUCCUGCAGGACAAGGCAAACUUCCGGAACUUCAAGCCCAAACCCUUCAACAUGCUGGAGUUUUAUGACCGGGCUGGUCACGACAUCCGCGAGAUGCUGCUGUCCUGCUUCUUCCGUGGGGAGCAAUGCACCCCGGAAGACUUCAAAGUGGUCUUCACCCGCUAUGGGAAGUGCUACACCUUCAACGCGGGGCAGGACGGGAAGCCCCGGCUCAUCACCAUGAAGGGGGGCACUGGCAAUGGCCUGGAGAUCAUGCUGGACAUUCAGCAGGACGAGUACCUGCCGGUGUGGGGGGAAACAGAUGAGACCUCAUUUGAAGCUGGGAUCAAGGUGCAGAUCCACAGCCAGGAUGAGCCCCCACUGAUUGACCAGCUGGGCUUCGGGGUGGCUCCCGGCUUCCAGACCUUCGUGUCCUGCCAGGAGCAGCGGCUCAUCUACCUGCCCCCUCCCUGGGGCGACUGCAAGGCUGUGGCAGGCGACUCGGAGUUCUAUGACACCUACAGCAUCACCGCCUGCCGCAUCGACUGCGAGACACGUUACCUGGUGGAGAACUGCAACUGCCGCAUGGUGCACAUGCCAGGCGAUGCCCCUUACUGCACCCCAGAGCAGUACAAGGAGUGCGCGGAUCCGGCCUUAGAUUUCCUGGUGGAGAAGGAUAAUGAGUACUGUGUCUGUGAGAUGCCCUGCAAUGUGACCCGCUAUGGCAAAGAGCUCUCCAUGGUGAAGAUCCCCAGCAAAGCCUCUGCCAAGUACCUGGCCAAGAAGUACAACAAGUCGGAGCAGUACAUCGGGGAGAACAUCCUGGUGCUGGAUAUCUUCUUUGAAGCCCUGAACUAUGAGACUAUUGAGCAGAAGAAAGCAUACGAGGUGGCUGGUUUGCUGGGUGACAUUGGAGGGCAGAUGGGGCUGUUCAUUGGGGCCAGUAUCCUCACAGUACUGGAGCUGUUCGACUACGCCUAUGAGGUGAUAAAGCAUCGGCUGUGCCGGCGGGGCAAGUGCCGCAAGAACCACAAGAGGAGCAACACGGACAAGGGUGUCGCGCUGAGCAUGGACGAUGUGAAACGCCAUAACCCCUGUGAAAGCAUACGGGGCCACCCGGCAGGCAUGACGUACGCAGCCAACAUCCUACCUCAUCACCCGGCCCGGGGCACCUUUGAGGACUUCACCUGCUAACCGACGUCUGGAUGUACAACCUGAGCUACCAAAGCCCUCCGGAGAGCUGCCCUCCUCCCUGCGAGCGCCAGCAGAGAGACACAUCUAAGGGGACCUUGCUCCUCGGCACGGUGGGACACGGACGAGAGCGACAGCCUCGGAUUUGGGGGCAGGCAGCCGGGUCGGGUCAUGCAGCCCCUGUGGCAGCUGCUCCGUGCCUGCCCCGCUCCUUCAGAGACUCGAGGAUGCUCCAGCCCGGCCACCCUCAUGGUGCGGGCAGUGACACGCACAGGGGGCUGGGGCACGGGCCUGGACCGGUCCCUCCCCUCGGCUCCCCUCGGCCUUUUUAACUAGAACCCAGAAGCCAAGAAGAAGCAGCCGUUUGGCCGCAGUCUCCAUCCACAGCCCUGUCUGUCCGUCCGCCCAUCGCCUCCAUGCUCAUCCUGCUCCAACGCCUCGGCCGGUGCUUGCUGGGACCCCCAUGCCAUGCUGUGCACUGGGAUCGCAGUGCCCCGCAGUCAGCCCUUGCCUGGGCGCUCCCAGCCACUCCAUGUGCAUGAAGAUGGGGCACCUCCACCUCUCCAAAACGUCUUCCUCGGCAUCCUGCCCCAGGGACGGCGGUGCUCAGCCACCCAGCUUGCUGGCUGGACACAAGCACCACAGGGGACACGGCCAUGGGGUGCCACUUUGGCACUGAAGACCCCGCUGCCCAGACGCUCAUGAUGGUGUAGUCUCCCUGCCUGUCUCCCCUGGGUUCCAUACAGCCUGGCCAGCACCAGCCCUGCCCCACAGUCCCUCCUUUCCCUGGGGAACCUGGGGCUACCCCGUGCGGCCCCCAAAACAGCCAUCCUUGGGGCAGAAAGGCAGCAGGAAAACUGAACCCCAUUUCAGCUGCAGCCACUGACCCGGCUCAGCCAGGGGUACCACAACGGAUGCUCCUUUGGCACCACUUUAGCCAUGCGUUGGAGCCCCACCACCAAAGGGGUUCCCAGG
Melopsittacus undulatus (budgerigar) is the source of this 3023-nucleotide messenger RNA. It is a transcript of the gene ASIC1, whose product is annotated as acid sensing ion channel subunit 1. The coding region runs from base 468 to 2051 and encodes 527 amino acids. NCBI's taxonomy places the organism in Eukaryota, Metazoa, Chordata, Aves, Psittaciformes, Psittaculidae. Gene Ontology annotation, biological process: sodium ion transmembrane transport. The transcript has 12 exons. The record is from RefSeq and is a predicted model, not a curated record. Gene Ontology annotation, cellular component: plasma membrane. Gene Ontology annotation, molecular function: ligand-gated sodium channel activity.